Molecule: messenger RNA, 3629 nt
Organism: Anopheles aquasalis
Lineage: Eukaryota; Metazoa; Arthropoda; Insecta; Diptera; Culicidae
Biological process (GO): response to oxidative stress
Molecular function (GO): peroxidase activity; heme binding
Source: RefSeq, a predicted model, not a curated record
UGCUGCUACGGGGAGACGUUGUUGCUGGAGCCCCCUCCAAAAUGGCCUUCCAGCCAAACGUCAUCAUUUCCUGCAUCGUGGUGCUUCUCUUGAGUAGCGGUAGAUCUCGCGCUCAACACGAUUGCCCCCCCGUACCGGACUGCGCACGUUCAGAGGCUCGCUUCCGUACCAUCGAUGGAACCUGCAACAAUCCUAACGAGCCGCUGCAAGGCGCUGCGAUGCGUCCAUACCGCCGUCUAGUCGGUGCGGAGUACGCGGAUGGUGUAUGGGAUCCACCGGCGACUAGUUCCGGUUCACCGAUGCCCAAUGCACGCCAGCUCUCGCUGGCACUGUUUGGUGAAACGGAAAUGCAACAUCCACGUCACACGUUGGUCAGCAUGCAGUUCGGUCAGCUGAUUGCGCACGAUAUGAGCUUCACGGCCGAUGCCUUUGGUAUGCUGUGUUGUGCUGAUGGGAAAAUGGUACCAGCGGGGCAAGCGCGAUCGCCACGCUGUCUCCCGAUCGAAGUCGCGCGCGAUGAUCCCGUCAUGGCUGAGGAGGGAGUCGAGUGUUUGAAUAUGGUGCGGACCAAGACGACCCUAGAAGAUCCUUGUCAGGGAAGGAGUGGCCCUGCGGAACAGCUUUCAUCGGUAACGUCCUAUCUGGACCUCUCCGUUGUCUACGGUAAUUCUUUGGAGCAAUCCAAUGAGUUGCGUACCUUCGAUGGUGGGCUGAUGCGGGUUGAGCAUCGGCACGGUAAGGAUUGGCCACCGUAUUUCCCCAACCGGACGCAGCUGUGCGAUGUAAAGGAUGAGACGGAGGCUUGCUACCUGACCGGAGAUCGACGUGCGAACCAGAGCCCUCAUCUGGCGUUGCUUCAGAUUGCCUUCCUGCUCGAGCACAAUCGGUUGGCACGGGAGUUGACGAUCUACAAUCCGCACUGGGAUGAUGAGAGGUUGUUCCAGGAGGCGCGCCAGAUCAAUAUCGCUCAGUACCAGGCGAUCGUGUACUACGAGUGGCUACCGAUCUACAUGGGACGUCAGAAUUUGGUCGAGUAUGGUGUGUUGCCGGAGCCGGGGAUUCAGCAGGACUUAGUAGACGAUUACGAUCCGAGUGUCGAUGCGACCGUGAGCAACGCUUUCGGUAAUGCGGCCCUUCGCUUCUUCCACAAUCUGAUCGCCGGUCAUCUGGAUCUAGUGGAGGAAUCUCUGCAACCUACUGGCUCGAUUCGUUUGUCAGAUUGGUUGGAUCGACCGUCGGUCCUGGAGCAGGAUGGGAAUUACGAGAAGUUGUCUCGUGGAAUGAUCCAUCAACCGCACGAUCGUCCCAACUUUCAUCUGACGCCCGAGGUGAAGCAUUUCCUCUUCCGUUCCGGAGCACCCGUCGGUUCCGAUCUGAAGGCCAUUGACAUCCAGCGUGCGCGGGAUCAUGGGUUGGCCAGUUACAAUGCCUACCGGCAGUUCUGUGGAUUGAAGGCGGUCCGACAUUGGGAUGAGUUCGCGGGGUUACUGCGUCCCAUUUCGGCCAAUGCCAUACCAGGGCAAUACGAAUCGGUUGAGGAUGUUGAGCUGGCGGUGGCUGGACCACUUGAGUUUCACUAUCGCGAUGGUAUGCCUGGAGAGACGUUCACCUGCAUUUUGUUGGAGCAGUUCAGGCGAUCGCGCGUUGGUGAUCGGUUCUUUUUUGAGAAUGGCCGAUCGGGAUUGAAUCGACGUCAGGUGCACGAGUUGCGUAAGGCUAGUAUGGCACGUAUUCUGUGCGAUAACACAGUUGCGCUGGAGAGGAUGCAGCAGAGGGCCUUCUUCCUGGUUAGUGACGACAAUCCCGUUGUGCCGUGCGAACAGUUGCCGGUGGUGGAGCUGAUGCGCUGGCUGUGCCGCGCAACGAUCGAGUCCUGUCCGUUCGUUAUGUCCUGUGAUGAUGGCUUCGAAGGUUCAACUUUCCGUAGUGCUGAUGGAUCGUGCAAUAGCCGGUACAAUCCACUGUACGGGACAGCGUACCGGCCCUACCGACGAUUACUGCCAGCGAAAUACGCCGAUGGCAUUUCAGAACCUGCCCGAAUGGGCGAUGCCGCGAUGCCAAACGCUCGCCAACUCUCGAUGGCUCUGUUUGGUGAGACAGAGCAACGGGACGUCCAGAGUACGAUCGUCAACAUGCAGUUCGGUCAGCUGGUGGCGCAUGAUCUCAGCUUUACGGCAGAUGUGUUCGGUGGCAAGUGCUGCCCCGGCGGUCGUGCACUUCCCGAUGAUGAGCUUCCGGCAAGGUGUCUACCAGUGACCGUACCACCGGAUGAUCCUGUCCUGGGGAACGGCACGGUCGAUUGUAUGAGUAUGCUGCGCACCAGAACCUCCAUGGAGCAUCCUUGUGCAACGAACUACGGUCAAGCGGAGCAGCUAUCAUCCGUCACAGCUUUUCUCGAUCUGUCGAUCGUUUAUGGCAACUCGGUGGCACAAACUGCAGCCCUACGGUCACCACACCGUGGUCAGAUGCUGGUGGAGCACCGGAACGGAAGUGACUGGCCACCACGUAACCCGAACGCGUCCACGCUCUGUCAGAUGCUCGAAGAGUCGGACGUAUGCUACCACACCGGAGAUCUCCGAUCGAACCAGAGCCCUCAUCUGGCGUUGCUUCAGAUUGCCUUCCUGCUCGAGCACAAUCGGUUGGCACGGGAGUUGGCGAUCCUGAACCGGCACUGGGAUGAUGAGAGGUUGUUCCAGGAAGCACGCAAGAUCAACAUCGCUCAGUACCAGGCGAUUGUUUAUAAUGAUUGGCUACCGAUCUACAUGGGACGCGAGAAUAUGCUGGCUGGUGGUUUGCUCCAUCCGGUGGCUGGUGAUGAGGAACCGGUGCCGGAUUACGAUCCUCUUGUGGAUCCCACAGUGAGCAAUGAGUUUGGGACCGCUGCGUUCCGAUAUUUUCACAACAUGAUCGUUGGUCAGUUGGACAUGUACGGUGCCACCGGUGAAUCGAUCGGAUCGAUACGGCUCUCCGAUUGGUUGCGACGGCCAGCAGUACUGGAGCAGCAGCUACAGCACCGGGAACCAAACCGUGUCCUACUGGCACGCGGCAUGGUCAGCCAACCGCACGACACCCCCAACAGCCAUCUUUCACCGGAAGCCAAACACUACCUGUUCCGGAACCAACGGACCGUCGGCGUAGACCUGAAAGCGAUCGAUAUCCAGCGUGCCCGGGACCAUGGGCUGGCAAGCUACAACGAGUACCGGGUGUGGAGCGGUCUCGAGCGAGCAACCCGUUGGCCGGAUCUACAUGAUACACUCCCGGAGGAUGCAGUGACCGGGCUGGCCCGCUGGUACGGUACGGUCGAUGAUGUGGAGUUAUCCGUGGCCGGUGCUCUCGAACGGCAUCAUGAGGGGGCAACGGUUGGCCGGACCUUUCUCACCAUUCUGCUCGAACAGUUCCGACGUACGCGCACCGGUGAUCGGUUCUUUUACGAGAAUGGUGCUCACUUUAGUGGGCCACAGUUGGCGCAGGUGCGCCGUGCAUCCAUCGCUCGGUUGCUGUGCGAUGCGGUACCGGAGUUGGCGCGAAUGCAAUCCGAUGCGUUCUUCAUUCCGGAUGACGGGGCCAAUCCGGUGCAGCCGUGUGGGGAGCUCCGGGAAGUGAGGCUCGAACCGUGGCAGGAACGUUGA